UUUACGUUGUAAUACAGUGAAAUUAAACGCAUAAAAAUGGAUAGUGUUUUAACACCUCCGUCACCGUUUCGGUAUGAUGAGAAUCAGUUGGAUUUUGCGGUGGGUAACAUCAGUGAGGAUUGGACAAAAUGGAAGCGCGCGUAUGAUAUUUACGUGAAUGCAUGUGAAUUAAAUAAAAAAUCGGCCGCUAUACAAUUAAAUAUAUUGUUACAUAUAAUAGGGGAGCAGUGCAGAGAAAUUGUGGAUCAGUCAGACAGCAAGUGUACAACAGUCGAACAGGUACUUAUUAAAUUGGAUGAGAGAUUUAUUAAAAAGAAGAAUGUCACGGUGGAAAGACAUCGCUUUUUUAAGCGUGACCAGAAAGGUAACGAAAAUAUUGAACAGUACGUGUUUGAGUUAAGAAAACUGGCUGAAACUUGUGAAUUUGGAAAUUUAAAAGAAGAAUUAAUAAAAGAUCGGUUGGUAUGCGGAGUGACAAGUAAAGCAAUUUGCGAAAGAUUAUUAAGAGAAGAGGAUUUAACUUUAAAAAAGGCCAUGGAAAUAUGUCAAGCGGCAGUAGUGUCAAGAGCGUACUCCCAAAAUAUUAAAGAGGAAAAUAAGGCGGUAUACGAUAUACAGGAACACAAUCCAACGGACGUAGGCAGUGACAAAUUGUGGGUAAUUAGGCGAAAUAAUUAUUCGACGUCACAGAAAAAACACGGUACAUGGAGAGGACGCGGGCGCAGCGCAGCUGGCGGCGCUCGCCGCGAGUACAACGAGCCGCCCCGCGCGAAGCCGCCACCGUCGGGCGCGCAGGCUAUCGCCGCCGGUGCCGGUCAAAGUACACUAACAUCGCGCUACAGUUCGAACGGUAUAGCUCAGUGUGGUCGGUGUGGAAGUGUUCAUAAAAAGUAUGAGUGUCCGGCUUAUGGUAAAACGUGUAUGCGAUGCAAGAAAUUAAAUCAUUAUGCGCGGGUGUGCGAUGUGUAUUACAUAGAAGAGUCAGAGGACCAGGACAGUGAGGCCUCCGAAUAGAUGGGGCUACGAGUAAGAAGCCUGGUCAAUAAUAGAGAAUUAUUAUUUACUUACAUAAGAAGAAUGAAUAUAUAAAGAAGACAAUGAUCGAAAUAUAAUAAUCAUUGUAUACAGAAAAUAAAUUUAUAGAUGAGUUAGUAUAAUAAACUUCUAACUAGAAUAAUUGUAUAACAUAAUUCUGUAAUAUAUUUGAAUCAUAAUAACUAAAUACCUUUGUAUACAUUUGUAAAAAAAAAAAACACAAUCAUUGUACCUACCUAAUUAUGACACCGUAAGAAUUUAUCGAGUUAAAUACUUAUUGGUUGUUUUAUGAAGGAUAGUGUAGGUACUACAAUCAAUAUUGCAUGUCUUUGUAUAUAUUAUGUAUAAUCUUUAAUGAUAUUGUACGUCAUGAUUACUAUUAGGAAAAAUAGUAUAUAUCUAUAAUUAUAUAAAUAUUGUUUGGGUUAAAUGCCAAAUAUGUUUGUUAAUUAUUACGGAGGGAGAUGUGAGGUAGUUCAUAAAUAUUGAUUGUGCAUGUACCGUCCCAUUGAAUAAUAUAAUAUAGAUCAGUACGCAUCUGGA
Pectinophora gossypiella (pink bollworm) is the source of this 1578-nucleotide messenger RNA. RefSeq lists its product as uncharacterized. The transcript has 2 exons. NCBI's taxonomy places the organism in Eukaryota, Metazoa, Arthropoda, Insecta, Lepidoptera, Gelechiidae. Bases 37 to 1014 code for a protein of 325 amino acids. The record is from RefSeq and is a predicted model, not a curated record.